AUGCCCCUGAAGCGGAGAGAAGGAGCCUCCGUGGGCCUUUUGGGACCAGGGCCGCCCUGUAAGUCAGGGCCCGGUCAGUGUCCCUGGCAUCCCGGGCGCUUUGAAACGCCAGCGGCGGCCCCAGCCCCCUGUAAGCAGGGUCGUGCAGCCGCUCUGGCCGCUGCUUUGCAUGCCCAGCCCCAUUGCCCAGGGUGUCUGCUGCGGCGCCCGUCUGCCAUCCCGACCGGAAGUGUGCCGUGCGCCGCUUGGCGGCUGGCACAGAAGGAAGAAGAGGCCCGCUGUGGAGCGGCGAGGCAACAUACGGCGGAGGCAAGAGGCGGCGAGGCAACAUACGGCGGAGGCAAGAGGCGGCGAGGCAACAUACGGCGGAGGCAAGAGGCGGCGAGGGAAGAGGAGCAGCGUCAGGCUGAAGAGCAGGACAGGAGAAAGGCGCCCUGGGCAAUGAGACCUCCCUCUGAAUUUGGCUGUGGUAACACAAGAUCUUUGCCAGCACCGUUAGGGUGCCCUGGUUGGCUUUGUGCUGGGCGACCUCCCUGUAAGCAGGGCUCGGUCUUUGCUUUUGCUGUUGUAGGCGUUUUGCCACCUAGCUCCUUGGCUGCUCGGAGACCGGCAACCCUGUAAGGAGGGUCCGAGCCGGCGUCUCCACCCGUAUGGGGGAAGUGUAGCUCCCUGGACCCCAGCCCCCCCUGUAAGCAGGGGAGGGCCCUUUAAACAGUUUCUUGGCUGCUGGCGGCCUGGCCAGCGUGACCCCCUGUACUCGGGGCGUGUCACAGCGAUUGGCAUCCUGCGGCCCCUCUACCUGCAUGCAUCCCCGGGGGGGCCAGGUCUGACCCUCUGCUCUCCUGCUCAGGGGUAAGGAUGCCUGCCCCACCAGUGGCUGCCCAGAGCUUGCUCCCUCUCUUGGGAAGGGCUGUGUGUGUGGCCCCUCUUGCCUCGGUGUGCCUGAGUCUGCUUGUCCUUUAGGUCCCUUAGAAAAGGCUGUAGCUUAGCUUAGGCUUCCCAGGAGGGAAAGAGGGGCUCUGGGCGGUUCCACGGCAGUCUCCUUGGAGGCCUCGAGCGGGGUGGGAGCUCGGCUUGCCCCUCCUUUGAUUGGCUAGACACAGCGAAGCCGCUUAGUCGUCCUGCGGCAAGGUGACCCACCUGUAGUUCAGGGCCUGGGUCUCUGCCUUCAUGGCAGCCUGUUCUCUUGGCACCCUGUCAGAUUAACAGCCCUGUACUCGGGGCCUGUGUGAAGAGUUGUGGAGCCUUCUGUCCCGUUCUGUCCCCUUCUGUCCCCAGCAGCAGCCCAAGGUCCCUGUAAGCAGGGCUGGGGAGGCUGCUUUUGGCAGCUAACAGGAACAAACCCUUAGAGGGUUGAGGUGAGUCCCUGGGCUCCUGAAGAAGUGGUGUUGUGCUGCAGCCAGGAGGGCCGGCCCGUAAGUGGGCGCAGGCCAGAGCCCGUGGCUCUCGGUGGGGCUUUUUGGGAGUGCCGGGCCGAGAGCGACCGCCCUGUAGGCAGGGAAGUGUGUUGCCAGUGCCCGGCGGGAGGUUCAAGGAGGGACCCCCCCUGUAAUCAGGGGGGGUAGAUCUGGUCCCGGCCUUUCAGAGGCAUGGGGCCAGGGAGUGUGUGGGGCUUAGCUUAG
Molecule: messenger RNA, 1622 nt
Organism: Dryobates pubescens (Downy woodpecker)
Lineage: Eukaryota; Metazoa; Chordata; Aves; Piciformes; Picidae
Exons: 2
Coding region: 1-621 (206 amino acids)
Source: RefSeq, a predicted model, not a curated record